Melospiza melodia melodia is the source of this 2322-nucleotide messenger RNA. RefSeq names its product TATA-box binding protein associated factor 6 (gene TAF6). The record is from RefSeq and is a predicted model, not a curated record. NCBI's taxonomy places the organism in Eukaryota, Metazoa, Chordata, Aves, Passeriformes, Passerellidae. Gene Ontology annotation, cellular component: transcription factor TFIID complex; SAGA complex; SLIK (SAGA-like) complex. Gene Ontology annotation, biological process: RNA polymerase II preinitiation complex assembly; transcription initiation at RNA polymerase II promoter. Gene Ontology annotation, molecular function: RNA polymerase II general transcription initiation factor activity; transcription coactivator activity.
AGCUGGGUCGAUGACAAGACGCCCUGGACCACGCGGUACGGAUCCAGCGGGCUGGCGGAGCUGGGACACGACGUGAUCAAGACCCUGAUCCUGCCGCGGCUGCCGGCCGAGGGCGAGCGCGUGCGGAACAUUCUGGAAGGGCCGGUGGUGAGCACCAUCGACCGCAUCGGCGCCGACCACGUGCAGAGCCUGCUGCUGAAGCACUGCGCCCCGGUGCUGGCCGCACUGCGCCCCGGUGCUGGCCAAGGCGCGCGCCCCCCCGACAGCCCCGAGUGUUACCGCGGCGAUUUCGGGUACCUGGGGCUCCUCUGCUCACACGUGGUGAAGGCGAGAGCGCAGGCGGCGCUGCAGGCCCAGCAGGUCAACAGGACCACGCUGACCAUCACCCAGCCGCGCCCCACGCUGACGCUGUCGCAGGCCCCGCAGGCCCCGGGCGCCGCCCCGCGCCCCCCCAGCAUCAUCAAGGUGCCCAGCGCCAUCGCGCUGCCCGUGCCCGUGCCCGUGCCCACGCUGGCGCCCGGGCGCCCCGGCACCCCCACGCAGCCGUCGCCGCCGCCCCCCAAGUUCAUCGUCAUGUCCUCGGCCAGCAGCGCCGGCCAGCAGGUGAUCACGCUGAGCACGUCGCCCGCGCCCACGGCCACGUCGCCCGUCACCAGCACCGUGCCCAGCGUGCAGCCGCUGGUCAAGCUGGUGUCCCCCGCUGUCCCCAGCAGUGCCACCGCCGCCAGCAGUGCCACCCCCGGCGGCGCCACCGCCGCCACCGGCACCGGCAGCAACGUCACCGGCGCCGUGCAGAAAUACAUCGUGGUGUCCCUGCCGCCCGCCGCCGCCGCCGCCGCGGGUGACGCGGCCAAGGGUGGCACCGCCGUCACCGCCAGCGCCACCAACGCCACCCCGCCGCCCGCGCCGCAGCUGUCCCCGAGUGCCACCACCACCGGCGGCUCCCCCGGUGCCACCGCCGCCGCCGCCACCAAGGGUGAGGCUGCUGGGGACAGCCCCCAAGGGGCCGGUGGCAGUGCCACCCUCAGGGCCAGCGCGGGGGACACAGGAGCCACCGGCGGGGCAGUGACGGCGGUGAGGGCACCGCGGUGGCACCCGGGGACGCCAGAGGGGCACCAAAGUGUCACCAAGGGGCACCAAAGUGUCCCAGAGGGGUCUCAGUGUCACCAAGGGGCACCAGAGGGGUUCCGGUGUCACCAAAGUGUCACCAAGGGUGUCCCCAGAGGGGUCUCAGUGUCACCAAGAGUCACCAGAGGGGUCUCAGUGUCCCCAAAGUGUCCCCAGAGUGUCCCCAGUGUCCCUAAAGUGUCCCCAAGGGGCACCAGAGGGGCACCAAAGUGUCACCAAGGGGCACCAAAGUGUCCCCAGAGGGGUCUCAGUGUCACCAAGGGGCACCAGAGGGGUUCCGGUGUCACCAAAGUGUCACCAAGGGCCACCAGAGGGGUCUCAGUGUCCCCAGAGGGGUCUCAGUGUCACCAAGGGGCACCAGAGGGGUUCCGGUGUCCCCAAAGUGUCCCCAGGGUGUCCCCAGUGUCCCUAAAGUGUCCCCAAGGGUCACCAAAGGGGUUCCAGUGUCACCAAAGUGUCACCAGGGUGUCGCCAGUGUCCCUGAAGUGUCCCCAAGGGGCACCAGAGGGGCACCAAAGUGUCACCAAGGGGCACCAGAGUGUCCCCAGAGGGGUCUCAGUGUCACCAAGGGUCACCAAAGGGGUUCCAGUGUCACAGAGUGUCCCCAGUGUCCCUAAAGUGUCCCCAAGGGUCACCAGAGGGGUUCCAGUGUCACCAAAGUGUCCCCAGCGUGUCCCCAGGGUGUCCCUAAAGUGUCCCCAAGGGCCACCAGAGGGGUCUCAGUGUCACCGAAGUGUCACCAAGGGUCACCAGAGUGUCCCCAGUGUCACCAGAGGGGCUCCAAAGUGUCACCAAAGUGUCACCAGGGUGUCCCAGUGUCACCAGAGUGUCACCAAGGGACAUCAGAGGGGUCCCAGGGUCACCAGAGUGUCCCCAAAGUGUCCCCAGGGGUGGGGUCUCAGUGUCACCAAGGGGUCCCUAAAGUGUCACCAAGGGGCACCGGGGUCCCCAAAGUGUCCCUAAAAUGUCCCUGGGUCCCUCCGUGGGGACAGAGGGUGUCCCCAAAAGUGUCCCCAAAAUGUCCCCGGGUGUCCCCAAAAUGUCCCCAAAAUGUCCCCAAGUGUCCCCAAGGUGUCCCUGGGUCCCUCCGUGGGGACAGAGGGUGUCCCCAAGAUGUCCCCAAAAUGUCCCCCCGGUGUCCCCCCGCACGGGGGCUGUGUGGAGCUCAAUAAACUCCCAGUUCAUCCCAGUUAA